Messenger RNA from Eupeodes corollae, 669 nucleotides. Its product is annotated as piggyBac transposable element-derived protein 2-like. The record is from RefSeq and is a predicted model, not a curated record. Bases 1 to 669 code for a protein of 222 amino acids. The transcript has a single exon. NCBI's taxonomy places the organism in Eukaryota, Metazoa, Arthropoda, Insecta, Diptera, Syrphidae.
AUGGGUGUUCCUUACAUAGCUAUGGUAAUGUCACUAUCACGAUUUGAAGAGAUUCGAAAAAACCUGUACUUCUGUGACAAUGAAUCUCAACCGUCUCCAACAUCACCAACGUUUGAUAGGGCGUUCAAAAUUAGAUUAGUAAUGAAUCAUUUCAAUUCAUGUUUCCAGUCAUCAAUGAAGAACACAAUGACACAAGCGAUUGAUGAACAUAUGAUAAAGUUCAAAGGCCACAAUAUUAUGAAACAGUACAUGCAAAAUAAACCAAUCAAAAGAGGAUUCAAAAUAUGGUGCCGUGCGAAUUCAAGUACUGGAUACCUUUUUCAAAUCGAUUUGUGCACCGGAAAAAAGAAGUCCGGGCCAGAAGUAGGACUGGGAGAAUCCUUGGUCCUUGAACUUAUUCAAGAUUUGGUGGGUCUUGGAUGUGAGAUUUAUUUCGAUAAUUUUUUCAACUCACCUAUGCUGCAGCAUAAACUUGCAAAGAAAAAUAAAAAGGCAUGUGGCACAAUGAGGAUACAGCGAAAGAAUACGCCUAAGAAUCUAUCACAAGAUAAAAGUAUGAAGAGAGGCGAUAUCUACGUUACUUGCAUUGAUGGAAUAUAUUUUAUCAAGUUAAUGGACAACAAAGCCGUCAUCUCCUUACCAAUUUUUGUCACCGGUACGUACUCAUAA